Schistocerca gregaria is the source of this 5844-nucleotide messenger RNA. Its product is annotated as ketohexokinase-like. The transcript has 5 exons. Bases 402 to 1340 code for a protein of 312 amino acids. Gene Ontology annotation, molecular function: ketohexokinase activity. Lineage: Eukaryota; Metazoa; Arthropoda; Insecta; Orthoptera; Acrididae. Gene Ontology annotation, biological process: fructose metabolic process. The record is from RefSeq and is a predicted model, not a curated record.
ACACACACCGCUGAUUUGCUAACGACUAACGAGGGUUGGGUGGUAUGAAGACUGCUUUUAUUCCUCAAUUAAUCUGUUUCACAGGUUGCUUCUUGCUUGCUCGAUUAGGUGAGCCUUCUCUCGAAAAAGGAAAGAGGUAAUAAAGCAACGUCUCUUUUUCUAGUAACCACGUCUCACAUUUUGCUUCAUAAAUUUAACAAUCAUAAAUCGAAUAAAAGCCACAUUUCACAUAAAUUCUGUGCUUCGCGCGCCAAUGAGUUUGAUCAGUGCAACUAUCACACCAUGUCAUGUCCUGCGAAAAUAUUUGCCAAUGAGUUUUGCAACGUUUCUGAAUUGGUGUCUGUACAACCUAAACAACAAUUUGUGAUACACAUUGGUUCUUAGAUAGCGAACUACACACGAUGACUGCAACACAGCCGAAAAUACUUUGCGUCGGGAUGAUUUGUGUCGACGAACUGUUGUACUGCAAAAGUUAUCCAAUCGAAGAUUCCGACCAGAGGAUUCUGGAUCGACAACAGAGGACUGGUGGAAAUGCUGCAAAUAACUGUGCAGUCCUGGCUGAGCUGAAGGUAAAAUGUGACUUGCUCGGAACGCUCAGCAGCAAUUCGAGAUACACCAGUUUUGUUAAAGAGGACCUUAGAUCUUAUGGCCUCAGUUGCGACCUGUGUGAAUUAAUUGAAGGCCAAGAGUUACCAAUAUCGACUUGUAUCAUCAAUGCAGAAAAUGGUACUCGAACCAUCCUGCACUACCGCAAGGACUGGCCGGAGGCAUCUUAUGAAGCAUUCCUGAAAAUCGACCUCUCACAGUACUCUUGGAUUCAUUUCGAGGGGCGGAAUAUAGAUGAAGUAAAGAAAAUGAUAAAAAGAAUUGUUGAAUGGAACAACGAACAUGCCGAAGGCUAUGGAAUAACAAUAUCUAUUGAAGUGGAGAAGAAACGAGACAAUUUACUGGAGUUAAUUCCACUUGGAGAUCUUGUAAUCAUAGGCAAAGAUUUUGCUAGGUUACAGGGAUUUAACACGAUGUCUCAAGCGGUUGAUGGUCUCUUUGGACUCCUGAAACAUGGGGCGACCCUGGUGGUGCCUUGGGGAGAAGAGGGCGCGGCUGCAAAAGGUCCUGAAGGCGUCUUCUUGGUUCCCGCCUGCCCUCCAGAGCGCGUGUUGGACACGCUGGGCGCUGGAGACACCUUCUGCGCCGCACUGCUGUCCGCGCUGUCUGGCGGCCACCCCCUGCAACAAAGCCUGCGAUAUGCCUGCAAGGUUGCUGGCGCCAAGGUCGGCAUGCACGGAUACCAUGGACUUCGGGACGUUCUCAGGGAACAAAGAAUAGCUGUGGACCAUUAACCGUCAACCAUAUUAUUAUCAACUAUUAAGAGUGACUGGGGUAGAAAUUAUGCUACAUUUUCAUCUAUAUCCCACAAGCAAUCGUUCAGCGUGUGAUGGUGUGGGCAUAGGGUGACAUUAUAAUCACCCACCCUCCCACCUUCUAUUAUUCUAUUCGUAGGUGACGUUUUUCCUCCAGAUAAGCCCAAUUUUCUGCAAUUUUAUUUUCUUGGUCGUUGUGUGGGAUGCCGUUGGGUGUGUUUAUGAAUCCAUAUUCAUUUUGGAACCUCCAUUUUGAUAACUUUAAUAUUAAAAGAGACUGUGAUGCAUGAGGCGUUUUUGUAAUAUUUCCCACAGCAGAUUCUUGUGCAUUUGUUUUUUACACUUGGUUUCACUUUCAAGUCCAUGACAAUUUGCACAAGUCAUCUCUGAAUCUUUUCAAUUUUUUUUUCAUAAUACUACUUUGUAAUGGCUCUCUAUUAAUUCAAAACACUCGAGAAUCUGUUAGACGAAAAUUUUGUAAGUGACUUCCUAUAUGCUUGACUCAUUCUUAGGAUUCUUCUAGUUAUUGGCUAUGUGCCAAUAAUUUUUCCUGUAAAGCAGAUAUACAUGUUUCACUUAAAUCAUACUGGAAGAGUAUUCUCCUGUGUUUGACUGAUGUAACUGAUUUCGCUGUUUUAUCGCCAAUGGGGUAAUUUAAGAACAUGGAAUCUUUUCACAAAUUUACCUGCAUUAAGCGUUCAUCACAUUUAUUUAUUUUGAAGAUUAGCUACCAUUUUAUAUACCAGGCGUUGUUAUCACGAUGUCUUCUUACAAUUUACUCAUGAGUGUAUACAAAUGCAUUGUCUGAAGUUAUCUACCACAUCUUUCAUAAGAUGUCUCCCCAUUGAGAAAGACGUACUGUCUAUUCUAUGAUAGAGAGUCCAUAAUACAAUCGCAUACCUGUUCUGAAAUGUGCAUGUAUUUUAUUUAUUAGGCGAUAGUGUGAAACCAUAAUGAACGCUUUUUGGGAAUCAGUAAUCAGGGAAUCAGCAAACUCUACUGCCUACUGGAUCUCGAGUACAAACAGAGUGAACUGACUUUCACACUUUUGAAGACAUCACUCCCAUACUGUGAAAGGACAAUGAAUAUCAAACUACAAGAAGUCCAGAAAUCUUUUGUUUAUAAAAACUGUAGUGCAAUAUUUUAUAGAUUUCUUUAAAUAUAAAAUAUUUGUUAUUUUUAAAAGGACACUAAUAAAAAUUGCACCACACAUUCGAUACGAGAUGGUAGAUACAACCUGUCUGUUGGAUCACCACCAAUGUGAUCUAAUAUUAGAUUUGACAAUGGGGAGGUGGCAGAGGAUAGGAUGAUGUUAUGUCUCUAGAUAAAUAACUAGUGAGUUUGUUGCUGGUCUCUAUUAAUUUAUUUACUUCAGCAUUGAUAUUUGACACAUAAUGUAUCGCUUGGCAGUUUGUUUUAUCUGAAGUAAGACUGUAUGGUACAUCAUCUCGGUUCUAUGAUGGACAGCACAUUAUAUUACUAAAACAAAAUGAACAAUCUUAAUUUCAGUAGUAACAUCAAAUUGAAUGAUGAGUGAUGACACGCAAACACACAAUUUUUGGAAAGAAUAUAUUUAGAAAAUAAAUUAUAAUUUGAAUACUAAGAGAUCUUCUAGUGGCUUACACAGCUUGUUACUGCUUAAUCUAAACAAUAUAAGCUGUAUGGAGAGCUGAGGAAAUUCAACUAAAAUAUAUUAAGAGAAUAGGAAAAAUGGAAAGUAGUGGGGGAUAUUUGCUCAGGCCACACUGCAGCCAGUGGGAGUUGUGUCCUAGGAAUAUACAAUGUUCAGAAGAAACAGAACACCUUGAUUGCCUAGAAAUACGACAUUCAUAUUAACAGGAAUAUACAUUAGUAUGGUCUGCAGAAUGAUUAGAAUUUCAGUCACCUUGGUUCUCCACCAUCUCAUUGCCUAGUAGGCACAGGAUCCACCAUGAACCUAGAUAACUUGUUCCAUGAAUGAUGGCUUCGACUCUUAUAAGGUGUGCACGGUGUCCUGUGGUAUAACCACCCAUGCUGCAUUCACCUGGUUCCAAAGUUCAUCUGCAGUGGUUGGCAUUGGGUCACAGCACUGCACCUGCUGUUUCACAAUAUCCCACACAUUUUUGAUUGGCGGCGACUAGAUUGGUGACAUAGUGGGCCAGGAAAAAUGGCUGACAUCCUGUGACACCAAGAAGCAUGUGUUCAUACAACAACAUGUGGUCAUGCAUUGUCUUGCUGAAAAAUGGCUUCUGGGGUGUUAAGGAUACAGGUUACUUAUAAAUAGUCGAAAUAUGGAAAUUUUUUAACGACUUUAUUAAAUUCUAUAGUUUUUCCUGACUACAUUGAUAUAUACAUUAUAGGGUUUCAAAUGAAAAAUGACCUAUAUAUACAAAAUUUUAAAGUUACACUCAAGUAUUCCGCUACGCCACCUUUAUUUCUGUUACAAAAAUCAGCAUUAUUUCGAAAAGAGCUGUGAAGUUUCUGUUUUUAGCGAUUAUAUGCAUGAUAAAUUGUAUAUGUAGGUAACAGUGCAGGUUUCUAGUGUCUAUAAAUGAUUAUCUUUGUUAGUAUUUAGUUUUGUUUAGCUGAAGCAGUUUGUUCACGUGUUACUGGAUGUUUGUUGCCCAUGUGCUGCAUAUAUUUGUGGAAGUACAUAUCCUUUAGUGUGCAAUAAAUAUGAACUAUGCCACACAUCAAGAAAUUCAAUAAGAGGAAAUUCCGUGGUAACCAGUUCACAAACAAAGCAUCCCACACUGUUGAAAGCAAUCCAUGUAUCAGUUCUUGAGGGAAGAAACUCCCUCCUGGUGAUUCAAAUUUUUGUGUUAACAAUGACUCUGUUUGUAGUGGAUUUGUUGUUGUUGAUGUGGGCAUCUUAUCUUCUUUGAUAUAGGAAGUGGCGAAAUUGAAACAAUGUGGUGGUGUAGGCUGUCUGGAAAUAACUGAACAACAAAGUAGCAGGAAGGGCUUAGCGUCAAAAUUAGUUGUUCUGUGUAGAUCCUGCAAUAAAUCUUCCACGAAAAUGACUUCGAACAUUGUGCAUAAUUCAUAUGAUGUGGGUUUGAAGCUAGUGUAUGCAAUGCAUUCAAUAGGUAAAAGAAGAAUGGCUGUUCAAAUGUUUUGUGGUUUGUUGGACCUUCUUCCUCCUCCCAGUAAGGGUCAGCAAGUACAUAAAAAUACUUUUAGGUGCCUUGACGGUUGUGUCCAAAGCAUUUAUGAAACGUGCAGUAGAAGAAACUGUAAAUAUUAGUGGAACCGGUGAUAUUGUUGUUGCAUUUGAUGGGACAUGGCGACGUCGAGGACGUCGUUCCUUGAAUGGUGUUGUAAGUGCUACUUCUCUGGAGGAUGGAAAAGUUGUUGAUGUUGAGUGCUUAUCUAAGUACUGCCACACCUGGCAUGGUAACACUGAAGGACAUAUUCAACAUCAGUGUUCUAAUAAUUAUGAUGGUUACAGUGGAGGUAUGGAGUGUGAUGGACUCUAAAAACAUUUCAGAGGUCGGUGCCCGUUUAUAACGUUAGAUAUAUGAAGUACCUAGGCGAUGGGGACUCUAAAGCUUUCAAUAAAAUUGAUGAGUCCAAUGUUUUUGGUGAUACCUUGGCAACAAAACUGGGGUGUUGUGGACUUGUGCAAAAGAGGAUGGGUGCUGGAUUGAGGAAGCUACGGAGGUAAACAAAAGGAAUGUUGCUAUCUGAUGGAAAACCUCUGUCUGGCCGAGGCAGAUUGACAGAGACUGAAACAGACCUUCUUCAGAGUUAUUAUGGACUGGCCAUUAGACGAACUGCACCUCUGAAUGAUGUUACAGCAAUGAGAAAAGCUUUAUGGGCCACCUACUUUCAUAAGUUGUCCACAGAUGACCACCCUGUUCACGGAAUUUGUCCUGAAGGAGCAGAAUCUUGGUGUGGUUACCAAAAAGGAAAAGGAAGUGGUCAAGUAUACCAUCAUAAACAUUCUCUUCCUGAGCCUUUUAUGAAUGAAUGAUAUUUAGAGAACUGAGUGAUCAUGCUUUGCUUAGUAAAUGUCUUCAUGGGGGCACUCAGAAUACAAAUGAAAUUUUCAACCAUUGCAUGUGUGAAAGACUACCCAAUAACGUUUUUGCAGGACUAAAUACAUUAAACGUUGGUGUACUAGAUGCAGUGAUAUGCUUCAAUGAUGACGUGAUAGGAAGGUUGGAAGUCCUGAGAAAUUUAGGCAUAAAAUGUGGCUCUAGUACGGAAGAUCAACUGGCCGCAUGCGAUAGACAAUGGGUGCACGAAGCUGAAAGAUACGCUCUUUAAGCUACCAAAGAAGCAUGAGGUGCUAAAAGGAAUGCCAAGAGGGAGCUUGAAGAUCAGGAAUGUUCUGAGGCACAGUUUAAUUGGAUUCAUAUCUUCAGCUGCAAUUUUCCCAAAGCUUUAUUUUUCAGAUUUCAGGUACCAACAUUUUCUAAAGUUUAUAGAGCAUUGCUCUAAUUUUUUUCUGUAACUUUCAGUAGACAAUACUUAGAUAUACCUAAGCGUUAUUGCAGAA